This is a messenger RNA of Pygocentrus nattereri (red-bellied piranha), 3228 nucleotides long. RefSeq names its product estrogen-related receptor gamma b (gene esrrgb). The record is from RefSeq and is a predicted model, not a curated record. The transcript has 8 exons. Gene Ontology annotation, molecular function: zinc ion binding; DNA-binding transcription factor activity; nuclear steroid receptor activity. NCBI's taxonomy places the organism in Eukaryota, Metazoa, Chordata, Actinopteri, Characiformes, Serrasalmidae. Gene Ontology annotation, cellular component: nucleus. Gene Ontology annotation, biological process: regulation of DNA-templated transcription. Bases 240 to 1559 code for a protein of 439 amino acids.
UCUCUCUCUCAACUCUCUCUCUCUCUUUCUCUCUCUCUCUGUCCUUCUCUCUCUCUCCCGCUCUUUCUCCCUCUCUCUCUCAAAUCUCUCUCUCUCCCUCUCACUGUCACUCGGCUGCCAUUGGUUAGUGGGAGGAGCUAAUGCAAAUUGAGCAGCAGCGAGCAGCGCGAGGUUCAGCGCCGUGACGUCAGCGCCGGGUCAGCGUGUUGGAGCAUGCCCGUCAGAGCUCGGGGGUCUUCAUGGAUCUAGUGGAGUUCAGUCUGCCCGAGUCCUUCUGCCUCCCCCCGCAGCACGACUUCCUGGACAUGAUGUCAAUCAGCACCCACUGCCCCGCCUACAUCAAGACAGAGCCCUCAAGCCCUGCCUCUCUGACGGACAGCCUGACGCAGCACAGUCCAGGGGGCUCAUCGGACACAGGCAGCAGCUACAGUUCUAUCGCGAAGGGCAGUCUGAGGCCUGGCGGCGCCCCCUGUAGGCUGCUGGAGGAGCCACAAGUGAAGAGCGAGUUUGUGCUGACCACUUCGCCCAAGCGCUUGUGUCUGGUCUGUGGAGACAUUGCGUCCGGCUUCCACUACGGCGUGGCCUCCUGCGAGGCCUGCAAGGCCUUCUUCAAACGCACCAUCCAAGGGAGUAUUGAGUAUACGUGUCCAGCCAGCAGUGAGUGUGAGAUCACUAAGAGGAGGAGGAAGUCCUGCCAGGCCUGCCGCUUCACCAAGUGCAUCUCAGUGGGCAUGCUCCGAGAGGGCGUGCGUCUGGACAGAGUUCGAGGAGGCCGGCAGAAAUAUAAAAGGAGUCUGGAGUCAGAUAACAGCGCUUACCUCAACAUGCAGUUUCCUCUGAACCACAAGAAAGCACGGACAGACCCCUGCAGCAUUAACGUUGAGAAUAAAGUGGUGUCUCACUUGUUGGGGGCGGAACCAGAGAAGGUGUUCGCUAUGCCAGACCCCGCCCUCCCUGAUGAUGACAUCAAAGCUCUGACCACACUGUGUGACCUCGCUGACCGGGAGCUGGUGCUCAACAUUGGCUGGGCCAAACAUCUCCCAGGGUUCUCCAGCCUCUCUCUGCCUGACCAGAUGCGUCUCCUCCAGAGUGCCUGGAUGGAGAUACUGAUCCUGCGUGUGGUCUUCCGCUCGCUGGACGCUGAAGAUAAGCUGGUGUUUGCGGAGGACUACGUCAUGGACGCUGGUCAGGCUAAGCUAGCGGGUCUGCUGGAGCUCCACACGGCCAUCCUGCAACUGGUCAGGAAGUACAGGAGCAUGGGUCUCGAGCGAGAGGAGUUCGUCACCCUCAAAGCCAUAGCGCUCGCCAACUCAGACUCUAUGCACAUAGAGGAUAUGGAGGCGGUUCAGAGGCUCCAGGACUGCGUGCAUGAGGCCCUGCAGGACUAUGAAUGCACCCACCACGCGGAGGACCCUCGACGGGCCGGAAAGUUGAUCAUGACCCUCCCUCUGCUCCGGCAGACCGCCGCCAAGGCCGUCCAACACUUCUGCAGCAUCAAGCAGGACGGACGAGUGCCCAUGCACAAACUCUUCCUGGAGCUUCUAGAGGCCAACGCUUAACUGUCAUAAUGAUCGGACCAUCACUCUGAGGUGAAGCCCCCCACCAGACUUCUUUGAGGGAGGGGGUGACUAAACGCAAAUCACAAAUCCAACACUUAUAAUGAAUGAUGUUGGAGGAAUGAAGGGGAAAAGGAAGAUGUGACGAAUGAUCAAACAUAUGAACGUGAUUUCUUGAAGGAACUACGCUUAAAACUUGAAGACAUUCAUUGUUUGUUCUCGCUGCAGUCACUGCUGCUCUUAUUUAACAUGAACAUCUUUUCAUUUUAUUUUUGGUGCUUUAAAAAGGUGCUGGAGUGAAUAAAAGAGCUGUGCUGAAAGUGAGGACAGGGAAGUCAGUCUUGCCAAAGAAGAGAAAAGCAGCCGCUGUAGAGCAAAUCAUCACUGUUAAAAGAAAACCUUGUGAAAAAACAGCUGCCCCGUACAUUACGGGACCAACAGCAAAGGUCCAAAAUUACUGGGGAAAAAAAUCUUAUUACAGUAACAGAUCCGAAGUAUAGGGAUGCACCGGUAUGGGAAUUCUGGUCCAAUGCUGAUAUAUGAUCGUUUUUGUGUACAUAUCUGUCAAUAGCAAUGCCAAUAUAUACGCAUUUGUGGAACUAAAGCUACCUAAAUCAGCAACUGAAUGUAAUGUAUACUUUAAUAGCUUAAAAAUGCAGUCAUAAUUAGUAAUAUAUAAUUAAUAUUUAAUACCCUAAAAACCAAGGACGCUUCCAAAUUACAAAAGAACCACAAAAUAGCCCAUAACCUGCGGCCCAGUCAAACUCUCAGCCAGCGGCCCGGUCAAACUCAACAGCCAAGGUAUAGAGUAUCUCAGCUAGUGGCCCAGUCAGACUCCACCACCAAGAUAUAGAGCCUCUCAGCCAAGGGGCCCACUGAAACUCCACAGACAUGGUAUUGAGUCUCUCAGCUAAUGGCCCAGUCAAACUCCAUUACCAAGACAUAGAGCCUCUCAGCCAAGUGGUCCAGUCUAACUCCACAGCCGAGGUAUAUAGCCUCUCAGUCAGUGGCCCAAUCAAACUCUGCAGCCAAGGUAUAGAGCCUCUUAGCCAGUGGCCCAGUCAAACUCCAUUGCCAAGAUAUAGAGCCUCUCAGCAAAGAGGCCCAGUCAAACUCAACAGCAGAUGUAUAGACUCUCAGCUAGUAGCAAAGUCAAACUUCACAGUGCAGCCAUAGGACCUGUCAGCCAGCCAAGGUAUACAGCAUCUCACCUAGUGGCCCAGUCAAACUCUGCAGCCAAGGUAUAGAGCCUCUCAGCCAGUGGCCCAGUCAAACUCCCCUGCCAAGUUGCAGUUAUCUUCUGCAAGAGCCAAGUUAUGCUGUUACAGAAGAUAAUAAAUACAUCAAAUAUCAAUUUGAAAUAUCUGUAAAAUCUAAUCAUGCCACCAUUUAUUUAACAAUUAUCUGCCAGUACCAGUAUGAUUCCUAUAUUAAAGUGCAUCCCAAGCUCAGAACAUUUUAUCCGUCUCUGAUGAAGUUACUGUUUUGGAGAUACAAGGUUUUCUUAGGACAGUAUGUCAAUAUUAAAACUAGCAGACCACUAAAAAACCUGGGGUGUCCAGUUUAUUAUUUAGGGUUAUCUACCUGAAAAGUGCAACCUCAUCUUCGGAGGUCAGUUUAAAUACGAGCUCCAGCUUUUAACACCUGAACAACAUCGUAGAGUCGGACACGC